ACUCACUGCACCCCUGGAAUGUGGUGAACAAUGAACGUCAAAGAGUGUGUGGAUGUGGAGUGAAAACCGUGAGGUGGGAAAGAAACGAGAAAUAAACCAACAGGGAAAGAUGAGGCGAGUGUCCUUUCGGCUGGGAUCCCUGCCUCAUCUGCAAGCCAUAACAGCCAGCCUGUGGGAUAAAUGACUUCUCCCCUAUGUUGGAAGGAGACCCAAGUGAAACAGACACUUCCUGGAGAGGCGAUGUUGCCACCCGAUACCCCAGGCAGAAGGAAGUCUUUGCUAUCAGGGUCCCCCACUCAGCAAGACGGAGGAAAAGUCCCUGGGACUGGAGAUGUAAAUCCCAGGGCAGGGUGCAGGAGAUCCUGAAGAGCCUGCUGCAUCUGGGCUUUGUGUAAAGGGAAAGGCAUGUUGCGGUUGGACCUGAUCCCUGGAAUGCAACUGUGAGGAGCAGCAGUUGGAAAGAGGAUUAUUCCUUGAUGAUUAUGGAGAACUAGCUUGUCAGCAAAGUGUCAGAGCAAACUCUUUCCUACAGGAAUAGUAACACAUUCCCACAGCUUAUGGUAGCCACCGGCCUGAAAGCUACAUCAGUGGCUGAAGGGAGCUCCACUCAGGUCUUUCCCAUUUCUUCCUCCUCUUCCUCUUAUUUCUUCUUCCAGUGAAGAUUGAAAAACAGAAACAUCACUCAGAUCUUUCUAGAGUGUUGGAAAUAUCGUGCCUUUGUGUGGGAUGAUUUGUACUGAUGUGCCACUUCAAUGGGAUGUACAAAGUGUGACUUGGGUGAUGACCGUUUAGCCAGGACUGAGCUGGUUAACAAAGUUUGCAGGCUGAGCACAAAGACUGGGUGGAAUGGAAGCAGCUUGCCAUGCACUUAUAGGACUCUAGUUUUAAACAAGAGAUCUUUAUGAAGGAGCUUGAAAACCAGACCUAUUGUUCAUCUGAAAAUUAAUUCUUGCCGAUUAAACGAUUGGCUUUUAUUUUUUCCCCACCUGAUGCAAUGCAGUGCCUCUUUGUUGGUUUUGUAUAUGUGAUUUGCUAUGCAAUUCAAAUACUAAAUAAGAAGGAGAGACAAACUUUCAUCCCAAGACAAACAGAAAAUCAAAGGUGAAAGGACUGUGAGACCUCAACAAUGAGGAGUUGCUCCCUGAAGUUUCCCAUAAACAGAGAACCAAUGUAUUUUGUAGCUGGAAUGCACUGAGGGUGAAAAGGGGAGAAAAAACCAUCUCAUCAGUUAGAGGAGUAUGAGGUCCACCCAAGGGUGAAGAGACUAUAACACAAACCUUCGGUCUGCCUGGCAAUGAGUAAUUAAUGGACGCCUGAUGUAUCUGUAGUCUCUGCUAGCAAAGGAGUUGAUGUCAUCAUGAUUUUCAUGAUAUGAUUUUUCCUCAGGAGAAGCUAUGACUUGGAACGACACCACAAUGGACGGGGAAGGCUUGCUCGUUGAAAGGGACUCCUCCUUUCGGAUCCUUACAGGUUGCUUCCUUUCUUUGCUGAUACUUUCCACGCUUCUGGGGAACACAUUGGUGUGUGCAGCUGUCAUUAGAUUUCGCCAUCUGAGGUCCAAGGUGACCAACUUCUUUGUAAUCUCCUUGGCAGUGUCAGAUCUUUUAGUGGCAGUCUUGGUCAUGCCUUGGAAAGCUGUUGCUGAGAUAGCUGGUUUCUGGCCUUUUGGUUCAUUCUGUAACAUCUGGGUGGCAUUUGAUAUUAUGUGCUCCACGGCCUCAAUCUUAAACCUUUGUGUCAUUAGUGUAGACAGAUACUGGGCCAUCUCUAGUCCAUUCAGGUAUGAGAGGAAAAUGACCCCCAAGGCAGCUUUCAUCAUGAUCAGUGUGGCAUGGACCUUGUCUGUAUUGAUUUCCUUCAUUCCUGUGCAGCUGAACUGGCACAAGGCUACAACCACAAGCUCUUUAGAGCUAAAUGCCAGUUUCCAAGGCAUAACUAUGGACAACUGUGAUUCCAGUCUAAACAGGAUGUAUGCCAUCUCCUCUUCUCUAAUUAGCUUUUACAUCCCAGUGGCCAUCAUGAUUGUCACAUAUACAAGGAUAUACAGGAUUGCUCAAAAACAGAUAAGACGCAUCUCAGCUUUGGAAAGAGCAGCAGUGCAUGCUAAGAACUGCCAAAACACCACAGGGAAUGGAAACAGUAUGGAUUGCCAACAACCAGAAAGCUCCUUCAAAAUGUCCUUCAAGAGGGAAACAAAAGUCUUAAAGACUUUGUCAGUGAUCAUGGGGGUGUUUGUAUGCUGCUGGUUACCCUUUUUCAUAUUGAACUGCAUGGUGCCCUUUUGUGAGCCCAGCCCACCAUCCAAGGGAGCAGAACCCUUUUGCAUUAGUUCCACCACCUUUGAUGUUUUUGUUUGGUUUGGAUGGGCUAAUUCCUCACUGAACCCCAUCAUUUAUGCCUUCAAUGCUGAUUUCCGCAAGGCAUUUUCAACUCUGCUAGGAUGCUACAGACUCUGCCCUACUUCCAACAACGCUAUAGAGACUGUUAGUAUCAACAACAAUGGGGCAGUUGUUUUUUCAAGCCAUCAUGAGCCCAGAGGUUCUAGCCCAAAAGAGUGUAACCUGGUGUAUCUGAUCCCACAUGCUAUUAUCUGCCCAGAAGAAGAACUUCUGAAAAAGGAAGAAGAGGGUGAACUAUCUAAGACCUUGGAGAAAAUGUCUCCAGCACUGUCCGGUAUCUUGGAUUUUGAAGCUGAUGUGUCUUUGGAAAAGAUCAACCCCAUCACUCAGAAUGGGCAACAUAAAACAUGAACAUUGAAGUUAGCCCAGCAAAAUCUAACAGUCAAAAAAGAUAUACAAGAUUUUUUGGUAAGAAACUAAGCUCUAGUGAGAAUUAUACUGUCAUGCAAAGCUCAGAUUUGAUUACUGGGUGUUCAAAUCAAACAUAAAAUUUUAAACAAAAAAGAUAUUGAAAACCUAAAGGUAUUUCUGUGUUGUUCAUACUGAAUAAAACAGAGACACAAAUUUAGGUACAAUGCAGUGUCAAAGAAAAUAUUUCUUCUGCUCUAUAAGUAUUUAUAGAAAUUGGUUUCUAUCUUAAAUUGGCACAAGAAAAAACCCAUUAACAACUUAACAAUUAACCUUUGAAGAAAAUGGGAGGAUUUACUUUGCCAUGUCUAGUUCUACUGGAUGCUACCAGGUUCUAAGUAAAGUUUGAGGGAUUAAAAAGGUAGGUAGAUGCCUUCUUACAUUAUUUCUGAAAAACAACUGAGCCUUACAAAUGAGAAUGGGUAUUUUUAAAGAUUUGGGAGAUAAUAUGUUGAUUCUGGUUUUAUUUAUUUAUUGUUUUAAAUGGAUAUUUUUCAUAUGUUAUAACAGAUCUAGCUUUAUUUAACUUAUUUAAAAUGUCUAAAUAAUGGGAUAUUUCAAGGGUCUUGCAAUUUAAUUUUGACCAGUCAACUAGUCAGCACUUUAAUAAUGACCAUUAAACACAAAACAAAAAACCCUCUCUGAUAGUCUGGAUAGCCAACGAAGUAAAUAAAGAAGAAGCAAUCAUAAAAAGCACAGCAAAAGAUGGGGGAGUUAAUGAAGCUGAAGCUGUGUAGAAUUUAUUCAUUUUUUGUGGGAUUGCUUAAAAAAAAUAGGACCAGAGUUGACUGAUUGACAAGUUGAGAAAGCUCUUCCCCUAUAGAAAUAAAAGGAAUUGCUGCUAUUUACUUUAAAAAGUUUCAUGUUACAAAGACUUUGCUAGAAUGUCAGUUUGUGGAUCUGUAAAUACCUUAAAUAUGAAUACCACCUUAAGAAGAAUUCAAUUUGAGAAGAGAAGCUUCUUAUAUAACAAUCAUUAGUAUAUAAUGUUUUGUAUUUAUGUAAGAUAAACAGCUUUCUCAGACUUUUCUUAUUUCAAGUCUUGGAUAUCUUUUCUGAAUAAACACAAUUGAUUAUAAUGGUAGUAAAUAUGACAAAUCUCGUUACCAUCUGUAUUAUUACAGAAACACCAGUAGUCAAAAAUCAUGCUGUCUGUCUGCUAAUGUAUCACAGCCAGAAUAACUUAACAAAUGAGGUACUUUAGUACUUUACCCUGAAAACUAGAAUGACAUUAAUUUUAGUCUUAAAUAUGUUAAUAGUACACUGAAUAAUGAAUAGUGCCUCAUUUUGAUUUUGGAUGAAGACAUUUCUAAAUGUGUAUGGAGCUUCAAUCCCCAUUUCCCAAUGUCUUGUGAGCUCCAUAAAAUUUGCCAAUGUUUAUUUUGACAACUGCUACUUUUUCAUUGUACUUUGAAAUCAAAAUCCCUGCCGUUUUUCCUUUAUAAUGUCAAAAGUAGUCAGUAAACAUUAGCAACAGUCAUCGGCAGGCAUUACUAUACGGACACAUUCCAAGAAAACCAUUUGUUUUUGGAGUGUUAGCAAAAUAUUCUUCAGAGAAACUCUUCGCAACAUUUAUCAGAAAGUGUUAUCAGGAAAAGAAAACUGAGAGAAAAAUUAGAAGUCUAAUGAAAUAUAUACAUCCUGCAUCAGGUCUGUGUUAUUUAUGUAUUGUGAAUGUUUUCAUAAUUUUAUUGCCUGUAUGCUGCUUUCAUACAUAUAAUAAAAUUAUUUUGUGAACAGAAGGUCAAAUAAAACAAUCUACAUUGC
Dermochelys coriacea (leatherback sea turtle) is the source of this 4574-nucleotide messenger RNA. RefSeq names its product dopamine receptor D1 (gene DRD1). Gene Ontology annotation, cellular component: plasma membrane. The transcript is spliced from 4 exons. Bases 1395 to 2750 code for a protein of 451 amino acids. Gene Ontology annotation, molecular function: G protein-coupled receptor activity; dopamine neurotransmitter receptor activity, coupled via Gs. NCBI's taxonomy places the organism in Eukaryota, Metazoa, Chordata, Testudines, Dermochelyidae. The record is from RefSeq and is a predicted model, not a curated record. Gene Ontology annotation, biological process: G protein-coupled dopamine receptor signaling pathway; adenylate cyclase-activating adrenergic receptor signaling pathway; vasodilation.